AUGACCCGCGCGCUGUACCACAGGGCCAAAAAGGCCAUCGUACGGCGCCGCCUGCGGGAGCGUGCUGCCAAAAAGCGUGAGCGUGAGGCGUCACUGGGAGCCCGAGCCGAUGACCAUGGAGCGCAGCCCUCGCCCUCUCAGCGCCCACGGUACGGCGAGGGCAAUACAGCCGAUGACGACGUCGCAGAAUUUGACGAUUUCCACCUCACUGACAUCGCUGGCGCUGAUGACGAGUGGAUUGACGAGCUGGGUGGCGACCUCUGGGAGCCGUACACUGCCGCAAUUAACUUUGACGAGAAUGACAUUGCCUAUACCCUCAUCGAGGUUCUGAACGAUGAAGAGCACGUCGUGUACCCCGACCCCGAGACCGGACAAUACCAGCUCGUCGACAACGCGCCUCUUCAAGAAGAGCUUGCAGCCCUUGCCGAAUACCAAUACAUUGCUGACACGGUCGAGAACCAUGACGAUGAAGCCGAGGGUGUUGCGGCAGUUGAUGAACAGGAGGAGGAGGAAGUUGUCGCCGAUGCCAUCAUCGUGGCCACGCCCUGGGCAGAAUAUCAUGCGUACGGUCGCGAACCUAGCGACCCGUUCGAAGGCUCUGAGUCUGUUCCGCAGCCACGCAAGCCACACAAGCUGUCGGAUCUCGUGCUCGGCUGGGGCCUGUACUGUAUCGUCCACGGCGUUUCCCGCAAGCAGUACGCAGCCCAGUUGCAGCUGUUGAAGAUGCUUGGCCCAGUCGAGAAGGUCAGACAGCUGCCUGAGAGUCUCGACACGCUGAAGCGCCACGUUCGAGAAUCUUUGCCGCACAUCGACAUGCGUACCGCCAAAGCCCUGCCCCUCAACCCAAAGAAGUUAUCGUCCUCACGCAUAGUCACUGCCAUUAUGGCUGGCGAGAACCCAAUGCAGGACCUCUUCUUCCUGAACCCAGUAGACUUCCUUGCUCGCAUCCAGGGGUCGCAGCUUGCAGGCAAUAUGCACUACGGUAUGGCUGAGCUUGUUGACCAACCCACAGAGCUCUGGCACUCCAUGCAGUGGGCGGGCUCAGUGCGUACCACCAGUGGCGAGUUCGCAUACUACCCGCCACUGCCGUCGAAGGAACCCAUCUUCCCUGGCGACAUCGUCGACUUUGAGUGCACCUUCUUCAGCUGCAAGCACUGUCAUAGCGGCCAAGGCAAAUUCCACAUUGGCCAGGUGAUAGCAGUGUACCGAGAUCGCCGUCAACACUCUCGAUCCCUUGGCGUUGUUGGUGCCAACCCAGAUGCGGAGCUAAGCGACAGUGUUGACCAGGCUGAGGAGGGAGGUGUUGUCCUUCUUGUUGCUCGGGUUCUUCGAGGCCGCAUUAUCUCGAAGAUCAUCAAGGAAAGGAGUGUUGUCAUCAAGACUAACCUAACGAAGGACGAGGUCUCUCGCCGCCGUGAUGAUAUCGGCUUCGACUACGCGUACGGUAGCGCUGUGUCGUUUCCGGACGACCCGAGGGCGCGUCUCGGCCUCCCGCUCAUCCGCCGUGUCUUCCUCCAGGACCAAGGAGCGUUGAUGCCGCCUUGCCUCGUCCCCCCUGCCCCUGGUGUGUUGGAGGUUACCGAGUUUAGCCGCGACACGCUUAUCGAGAAGUUCGUCCUCAGUCAAUACCUGCAUCAAAUCGCUGCUAUGCCGAGGCGGGAGCACACGCGCCAGAUCAAUGUGCUGCCAGUCACCCUGGGUCCGCAUGGCGCUAACCUCGAGGAUGUUAUGAAGGCGCUGAUUCCACUCAAAGCCCUCGACCGCGGUACUGUUGUUGAUGUCAACGGGGUACAAACACUCCUCUGCGCACCCAUUAUCGCCUUCACCGGCGAUAUGCCACAACAACAAGACAACUCUGGCUGCCUUGGUGUUGCUGCCAACUUCGGAUGCCGGGGUUGCAAAGUCCCUGCCGACAAGCGUGGGGACCUCGACUUCGACGUCUUGGACCAGACACGCGCCCAUAUGGAGAUGCUUCGGCUUCGCCGUGCGAUGGACGACAUGCAGCAGAAGUACCGCAAGCAGGCCUUUUCGACCCAGCACGGCCUAUCGAUCGACGCUCCUGCUGUUCAGCAUAUCGCUCCAGCACUGGACCUCAUCAGCGGCCGACCCAGUGAUACAGCGCAUUCGGAGUUCAACGGCAUCACUAAGAUGACCCAUCAGGUCCUCCUCGACGCUGCGCUGAAACCCGAGUCUGUUGUCGAGUACUCCAAGGUCCUGCGGCGGAUGCCCUUCCCCCCUAGUUGGGCGCGGAUCCAGUCGCCAUACAACGUACUCAAGUACAGCCUCCAGGAGCACGCCCGUUGGUCGAAAGGCCGCAACGUCGUCGAGAUUCUCACAAUUCCGCGCUGGCGGCCAUUGUCAAGACCAACUCGAUCCUAUCGUCGGCCGAGCCCGGGAACGGGGCAGGCAGCCCGAGGCAUGUUGCAGGAAUACUUUGAGACUAUCUUUGUCAGCCGACGCUUGUUCCAGUUGAUGUGUGAGGCUGCAUCGCGCUCUACUAACACUGCGACUGGUGCGGCGGCAGCUCGUCGCCGCGGUGCCACCGCCGGCACUACAUCUGUUGUAGGAUCCCGCGCCACCUCUCGCGCCGUCUCGCCUGCAGGCUCCGAAGCACAGGUCGCCAUCGUACCGGUCGAGGUUGUCGAGGAGGACGAGGAAGCUGUUGACGAUGCUAUCAACAUUGGCCAGCUUACCGUCGCCCAGAAGGCGACCAAGUACCGACAGUGGGCGCAGCGCCCCAAUGUGCACGUCGGCCUGCACUACAUCGAUGUAUUCCGCCGGUAUGGGUUGGCGUCGUUGUUGAUGGUUCUUCCUGGAGAGUUGAAACACAAGCUGUGGAAGAACAUUGUGACCACGACGAACCAUCGCAACCCUGAGAAGGACUGCCUGACAUACGAAAAUAUGCUGCAGUCUGUGCGCUUGACACUGCUUGACGGUUUCUCACACGACGAGCCGGACAUCACUGCCAAGCUGAAGGGUCUUGCAUCUGCGGCUCCUACACUGUUCUCAGUGUUGCUUCCUCGCGAAAGUCUUGGCCGUACCGAUCUGGAAGACGAAGACGACCCAUCCAUCGGCGCCAGGGUUGUCGAUGACAUGUCCCAUCCCGACGCGCGUGUCCUUGUAUUCGUCAAGACGCGUGUGUACAAGGCAAUGGGAUUCCCUGUCCGGGAGGGCGAGUUAAGUCUGCCCUUUUCCAUUCAGCUACGCGAUGCGUAUCAAGCCGACUAUGGCAAGAACAUUGUGGUGACUUCGAACUGGCCGAUCAGGUGGUGGAAGAAAGUCUCGUUUGGAGAUAGGUAUGUGGCCCCCAUGCUUCCUCAUUUCAGCGCUAACCCGCCUCAACCCUGUUAG
This is a messenger RNA of Chaetomium globosum CBS 148.51, 3351 nucleotides long. RefSeq lists its product as uncharacterized. The transcript is spliced from 6 exons. The coding region runs from base 1 to 3351 and encodes 1116 amino acids. The record is from RefSeq and is a predicted model, not a curated record. NCBI's taxonomy places the organism in Eukaryota, Fungi, Ascomycota, Sordariomycetes, Sordariales, Chaetomiaceae.